Molecule: messenger RNA, 915 nt
Organism: Peronospora belbahrii
Lineage: Eukaryota; Oomycota; Peronosporomycetes; Peronosporales; Peronosporaceae
Source: the annotation of a GenBank genome assembly
AUGGCAAAAUCUUCUGGUGACAUUAAGAUUCAAAAGGUAGGUAUGGUGGGUCUUGGUCUCAUGGGUCAUGGUAUUGCACAGACCGCUGCUACUGCAGGCUUUGACGUUGUGGCGUUAGAUGCCAACUCAACGGGAUUGGAAAGUGGCAUGAAACGCAUUGAAACCUCGUUGAACAAGUUAUUAGGUCGUAGUAUAAAGAAGGGAACCAUGAAUCAGCAGCAGGCGGACGAAAAGGCCACUGCUACGCUGGCUCGGAUCACACCCACGACAAAAUUAGAUGACCUUGUGGACUGUGACCUCGUGAUUGAGGCGAUUGUAGAGAAUGUCGAAGUCAAGAAGGCGUUUUAUGCUAACCUUGGCAAGGUGGUCAAGCCUUCAGCCAUCUUGGCAUCCAACACAUCGUCGCUAGCCAUCUCGGACUUUGCUGGAUCCUCGGGACGCGCAUCGCAGGUCGUUGGCCUGCACUUUUUCAACCCCGUGCAACUGAUGAAGCUUGUGGAAGUCGUCCGCACGGACGCGACGGAUCCCGAAGUUUAUCAAGCUUGCACACAAUGGGUACAGGACAUUGGCAAGCAUCCGGUGAGCUGCAAAGAUACACCGGGCUUUAUUGUUAACCGACUGCUUGUGCCGUAUUUAGCCCAAGCUAUUGCCCUCUACGAGCGAGGAGAUGCCACUAAGGAGGAUAUUGAUGUAAGCAUGCAGCUUGGUGCUGGCCAUCCGAUGGGACCGAUCACACUGGCGGACUAUGUCGGCUUGGAUACGACGCUGUUCAUACUGGAAGGAUGGGUGCGUAAUCACCCAAACGAGCCUGCUUUCUUCGUGCCAAAUAUUGUCCGCAUGAAGGUGACAGAGGGCAAACUUGGCCGCAAGACUGGAGAGGGGUUCUACAAAUGGGACGGUGACAAGCGCUUGUAA